GCAUUCAACGUUCAAAGUGAUGGCAACAAAUAUAUAUUUACUAUACAUAUUGCAUCACGUGCAUUCAAAGUUUCCUUAUAAAUUGCUCCCCAUACCGGAGCUGAUCGCUACAUUCGUCAACAUUACAAAAACAAUAAGAAGUUGAAUAUGAACAGCGCAGCUUCCAGCUUGCUAGCACCCAUUGCUAAGAGAUUAGCAGGCAAGGUUGCGUUGAUAACCGGAGGUGCCAGUGGGAUUGGUGAGAGUAGUGCAAGGCUAUUCGCUCAACAUGGUGCUAAGGUCGUCAUUGCUGACGUCCAAGACGAGCUUGGUCUCUCUAUUUGCGACGACAAAAGCACUGAUGGUGCCGUUUCCUAUGUCCACUGCGACGUCACUAACGAGCCUGAUGUCAAGAAUGCUGUCGACAUUGCGGUGUCGAAGCAUGGGAAACUCGACAUAAUGUUCAACAACGCAGGGUAUUCUGACCCAGAAACGUCAGAUAUCUCUGCCCUCAAUCAGGAAGAGUACAAGAAAGUCUUUGGCGUGAAUGUCUUGGGGUCACUCUUGGGGGCAAAACAUGCCGCCAAAGUAAUGAUCCCUGAGAAAAAGGGAACCAUUUUGUUCACUUCAAGCUCUGCAUCAGUGACACACGGGCCAACUUCACACCUAUACACGGCGUCCAAGCAUGCCUUAGUGGGACUAACCAAGAAUUUGUGCGUUGAAUUGGGACAGUACGGAAUCAGAGUCAAUUGCAUAUCACCGUUUGGUGUGGCCACCCCUAUGGUGCUCAAAAGGGCCGGAAUAGACAAGAAAAAAUUUGAAGAAAUUGUACGCGAAGCUGCAAAUUUGAAAGGGAUGGUUUUGGAAGCUGGAGAUAUAGCAGAGGCAGCAUUGUUCUUGGCGAGUGAGGAGUCCAAGUACGUGAGUGGGCUCAACCUAGUCGUGGAUGGUGGGUAUAGCACCACCAAUGUAGCUUUUACACACAGCAUACAAAAGUUCUUCAGUACCUAAGACCCAAAGCAUUAUUGCAAUGUUCUCCAAGCAUAUACGCAGCUUGUUUUCGGCUUAUGUGUCGCAGCUGUAAUGUUGUACGGUGAAAUCUAAACAUUAAUGUCCCAUGAAAUUACACAUAAAUGUUUUACUUUCAACUAUGCCAA
This is a messenger RNA of Juglans regia (Persian walnut), 1136 nucleotides long. RefSeq names its product secoisolariciresinol dehydrogenase-like. Lineage: Eukaryota; Viridiplantae; Streptophyta; Magnoliopsida; Fagales; Juglandaceae. Gene Ontology annotation, molecular function: oxidoreductase activity, acting on the CH-OH group of donors, NAD or NADP as acceptor. The transcript is spliced from 2 exons. Bases 148 to 990 code for a protein of 280 amino acids. The record is from RefSeq and is a predicted model, not a curated record.